UUUCCACUCAAUGCCCAAGCUUUUUUCCCUCUGCUGAAACCCACCCUGUCUCCCUGGUCCUUUAUCGCGCCGGAAAUACGCCCUGACUUCUCUUCCCUUCGAAGAAACGACCUGCAUUCACCUCCCCUACCCACUCCGACUCACCGGCCAAGUUGGACAUCUGGCGACCGUUGACCGCUUCCCCCCCGCACCCUCCGGUGUUCUGCCUUGAUCUGCGCAUUCUUGAACAACCGACAACCUGAGCUACGCCGCUCCUCCUGCCUUCGGUUUUGGGUCUCGCGGCUUGUCGAUUACAUUCUAAAACGGGACUUCCAGCUCAGUGGGAUCACAAGAAGUUGAACAUUAAGUGUCGACGUUCGAGUUGAGCUAGCUCGAGGGAAAACAUUCGUGAUGUUUCGGCAACAGCAGAACGCCUUUGAUGACGCUGUCGCCAAGGCGACCGACGAGAAUCUCACCUCCGAGAACUGGGAGUAUAUACUUGAUGUCUGCGACAAAGUAGCUGCGGAGGAAUCUGGUGCAAAGGACGCUGUCGCUGCCUUGAUCAAGCGACUUGCACACCGCAAUGCCAACGUGCAAUUAUACACUUUGGAGCUCGGAAAUGCUCUGGCGCAAAACUGCGGACCCAAGAUCCAUCGCGAGCUAGCGUCAAGAAGCUUCACGGACGCCUUGUUGCGACUUGCGAGUGAUAGAAAUACCCACCAGCAAGUUAAGUCGAAGAUCUUGGAGCGCAUGCAGGAAUGGACGGAGAUGUUCGCCAGCAACCCGGACUUCGGGAUUAUGGAACAAGCCUACAUGACUUUGAAGACACAGAACCCUAACCUACAACCCCCGUCAAAACCCGUGAAAACGGAAAUCACAGACGUUGAUCGCCAGAAGGAAGAAGAGGAACUCCAGAUGGCUUUGGCCCUUUCGAUAAGGGAGAAACCCACACCCGCUGCCGCUGCCAGCUCCGCCGUCCCUCUGGAGCAUCAGCCCGAAUCUAGCUCUGGCCCCAUCAACCAAGUCCAGGAAGUGGCUUCUCAAGCUGUGCCUUCAGGUACUUCAGCAGCCACCGUUUCGCGUGUUAGAGCGCUUUUCGAUUUUCAGCCCUCGGAGCCGGGUGAACUGCAGUUCCGCAAGGGCGAUGUAAUUGCCGUGCUUGAGUCGGUGUACAAAGAUUGGUGGAAGGGUUCUCUGAGAGGACAGACUGGCAUCUUCCCUCUCAACUAUGUCGAGAAGCUACCUGAUCCUACUGUCGAGGAGCUGCAGCGAGAGGCUCAUAUGGAAACAGAAGUCUUUGGACAGAUCAAAAAUGUCGAGAAGCUCUUGACGCUUCUUAGCACGCGUGGCUCUGAGCCUAAUGUGCAAGAAAAUGAGGAGAUCACAAACCUAUACCACUCAACCUUGGCAAUCCGACCUAAGUUGAUCGAGCUUAUUGGAAAGUACUCGCAAAAGAAAGACGAGUUUACGCAGCUUAAUGAGAAAUUCAUCAAAGCUCGACGGGACUACGAGACUCUUCUGGAGGCAUCUAUGUCGCAUCCCACUCAACCGCAAUAUGGUAGACCAGGUCAACCUCAAUACGGGUAUCCCGGACCUGCGUCGUCUGUGGGCUAUCCUCAAGGCGCUGACCCUCAGCGGUACUUCAGCCCACGCCCUCAAGAGAGCCAACCCGUCCAGUCUAACACAAAUCCCUACUAUGGAGGAGACCAAGCGCCUGUGUAUCCACCUACUUCUCAGUCCCCGGAUCCGCGCACCCAGACUCCUCCUGCAGGCGCUCCAUACCAACAGCAACAGCCUGCUGACGCUUACCAACCAGUGCAUCACCGACCCGAGUCGACGUAUGACCACCCUCAGGAAUUAGGGACGUCCGUUUAUGAUUCGCCUGUAGACCACCCUGCAGGUCGACCUCCAUACCCCAGCGCUAUGCAACAUUUCCAGCAGCCGCCCCAGCAAGAGUACUCGUAUCCCUCUGAGGAUGCAACCAAUGUACCUCCCACCGGGCAACAGGCCCCAUACCCUCCCACUCCUGCAUCCCAUCAACCAGCGCCGAUGCACCAGCCUCCUCCGGUCCCGGGCGCAGCCAACGCCGUACCCUAUCCUCUCAAUCCCGGAGCAGGCUACCAAGCAUACAACCCUGCUGGCGGUGCCCCUAACUCCAAUCCCGCAUCGUUCUAUCGAUAAAUCCAUCUUGCCUAUGAGAAGCUAUGAGUGUUUAUCGCCUACCUCCUGGCCUCGUCGAACGGGACCGCUAGAUCAUAUGAUUUGCCGAAUCUUGAAUCUAAGAGUAAUUGGAGGGAGACUGUUGAGAACUUAUCCAUCCCCAUCAUCUUAUCCCUCUGGGUAGCUAUACCUGCCCGAGCUGCGACGGAACAAAUUAAAAUUCCGCGAAAUGUACACGUAUGGGACAUUCUUGAAGCUUCAUGUUUCAUCACACUUCUUUGUUGCGUGUUAAUUAAC
Aspergillus steynii IBT 23096 is the source of this 2436-nucleotide messenger RNA. Its product is annotated as ESCRT-0 subunit protein HSE1. Gene Ontology annotation, cellular component: ESCRT-0 complex. Gene Ontology annotation, biological process: protein transport to vacuole involved in ubiquitin-dependent protein catabolic process via the multivesicular body sorting pathway. Lineage: Eukaryota; Fungi; Ascomycota; Eurotiomycetes; Eurotiales; Aspergillaceae. The coding region runs from base 391 to 2160 and encodes 589 amino acids. The record is from RefSeq and is a predicted model, not a curated record. Gene Ontology annotation, molecular function: phosphatidylinositol binding; ubiquitin binding. The transcript is spliced from 9 exons.